AUGGGGUGGCCCUCGUUCGGUGCGCCGAGGCUGCCGGUUCGACGCGCGCGCGGCCCACGAGGCUUCGAGGACGCGAAUCCGAAAAAGGCUGAUGGGCGGCGAAGCUGCGAGAGGGCCCGAGUCGCGCGCAGUGGUCCAGGAGGUCGUCCCCGCCACACCCGCCACACCCGCCGCGCCGGCCGUUUCGGUGAGAGUCGAACGCCGAUGACGAAAACCGUUACUUGUAUUUCGCUCGCGGUGCUGGCGCUGCUCGCCUCGGCCGUCGCCCCGACGCUCGCCAUCGGCGGCAACCCCAGGGCGCACAGGUCCUCGUCCGUGCUCCUCGGCAACGGCAUGCACGUGGACAUGUCGAGAACCCCGUCGCCGCUCACCACCUCGCUCGUGUUCAGCGGCGCCGACUCGCUUCGAGGCUCGCGACACGUCCUCCGCCAGGAGCUCCAGGGCUUCCCCGAUUCGGACGCCCCGCGCGGACGCCCCGAGUCGGACGAGGGCGGACCGGCGCGGCGUUCGGCCCUGGAGGUGGCCGCGGAGGGUCUCUUCGACGUGUUCGGGUUCGAGGUUGGCGCGUCGGCGUCGUUCGACCCCCUGUGCGAGUUCGUCAACCCGCUGCUUCCCGUGGAGGACCAGCUCGAGUGCGGCCAAGGAGUCGACGAAGACGAGGAGCCGGCGCCAUACGAGGACGAGUACGGCGAGUACGAGGCGUAG
Messenger RNA from Micromonas commoda, 705 nucleotides. RefSeq lists its product with no specific name. Lineage: Eukaryota; Viridiplantae; Chlorophyta; Mamiellophyceae; Mamiellales; Mamiellaceae. The coding region runs from base 1 to 705 and encodes 234 amino acids. The record is from RefSeq and is a predicted model, not a curated record. The transcript has 2 exons.